Molecule: messenger RNA, 314 nt
Organism: Staurois parvus
Lineage: Eukaryota; Metazoa; Chordata; Amphibia; Anura; Ranidae
Source: the annotation of a GenBank genome assembly
AUCAGCUGUGUCCAAUCACAGCUGAUCAAUGUGAUCAGUGUGCCCUGAUGAUCAGAGUAGCCCCAGUAGUGCCACCUGUCAGUGUCCAUCAGUGCCAACUGUCAGUGCUCAUCAAUGCCACCUUCCUGUGCCCAUCAGUCCCAUAUCAGUGCCACAUAUCAGUGCCUACCAGUGCACAUCAAUGCCACUAUCAGUGCCCAUCUGAGCUGCCUUUCAGUGUUACCUAUCAUCAUGCCAGUCAGUGCCACCUAUCAAUGCCAGUCAGUGCUACCUAUCAGUGCCGCCAAUCAGUGCCAAUCAGUGCCGCCAAUCAG